AACUACAAAACACUCAAGAUGACACAGUCAGUAAAUAGCAUCCCUUAAAUGCAGAGCUUUCUGACUUCACUAACCCUUCAGACUCGCAGCUAUUAGUGGAGUGAACAGCCGCUGGGCUCUGUGAAGAUCCUUACUGGAAGGCAGCAUGUCCAAUUUUAACUUGAGAAAAACUCCUCCCACAGGAAAUGAUAUGAAGAGUACCACUCAGGGGAGCACACUGAGGCAGCAGGGUUUUCUUGAGAUGAACAAAAGGAGGACUUUCUUACAGGAUAACAGCUGGAUAAAGAAACGUCCUGAAGAAGAAAGAGAUGAAAAUUAUGGUAGGGUGGUGCUCACCCGACAUAACUCCCAUGAUGCUUUGGACAGGAAAGCAAAUGAGAGAGAUGUGCCAAAAGCCACAAUUAGUCGGUACAGAUCUGAUGACACUUUGGACAGGAUCUCAGACAGAAAUGAUGCCACUAAAACAUAUAAGGCCAAUACCUUGGAUAACCGACUAACCAAUAGAAACGGGUCCACAUUUAGAUCACCGGAAGUAACAAAGAAGCAGCCCGGAGGUUUGUUGAUUGCAAACACCGCCAGCAACCCAGCUUCUCCCUCUGCGGCUACUCCUGUAAAGAAAAAGAGACAGUCCUGGUUCCCACCCCCCCCUCCAGGUUAUAAGGCCACUCUAAGCACAGGAGCAAACAGAAGGGAACCAACUGUUCACCCUCCAAUACCUCCAAAGCCCAGUUCUCCUGUUUCAUCUCCUAACCAGCUAAGACGAGAUAAUAGGCAGAUAUGUCCACCUAAACCAGGUGUAUAUACAGAAACUAACAGAUCUGCUGAAAGAAAUAUAAGGAGUCAGGAUCUCGAGAACAUUGUCAAAGUGGACACCUCACUUCAGAAACCUGACAAGGGUGAAGAAUUAGAUAAUCUCAUCAAAAUGAACAAAAGCUUGAAUAGAAAUCAAGGUCUUGAUGGUCUCUUCAGAGCAAAUCUUAAGGCAGAGCAAACAGAAAAAAGAGCCAAAAGCCUUGAAAAUCUCAUCUUUGUGAAUACCCAGACAGACAAAGAUGGCAAAGGAAACCAAACUCUUGACAGUUUCAUUAAAGAAAAUCCCCGAACAGUCGAAAAUAACAAAGGAAACCAAGGCCUUGAAAGUCUUAUUAAAGUUAGUCAAAGGACUGACAAAAACGAGAAAGGAAGCCAAGGUCUCGAAACAAUUAUCAAAGCAAGCGCCAGGACAGAUAAAACUAGCAGAGGGGAUGAAGACCUUGAUAAUGUCAUCAAAGUGAAUCCCAAAGGAAGUGAAAAUACCACUGGAAAACAAGACCUCAGUGGGCUUCUUAAAGUGAAUUCCGAAACAAAUAAAAAUAUCAAGAGAGGACAGAGCCUUGACAAUCUCAUCCAAGUGACCCCUGAAGUAAACAGUAGUAACCCAAGUUCCAAAGACCUUGAUAACCUCAUCAAAGUGGAUUCAAGAACGGGAAAAAGUGUGCAAGGGGCCCAAAGUCUUGACAGCCUCAUCAAAGUGGCUCCUGAAACAAACAGAGCUAACCAAGGGAACAAAGACCUGGACAAUCUUAUCGAAGUGAUUCCCUCAGCAAACAAAUGCAGUGAACAAGGUCUUGAUGAUCUUAUUAGUGUAAGCCCCAAAGCUGUCAAAAACACGACUGGAAAUCAAGAUUUUGAUAAGCUCAUCAAAGUGAAUCCUGAAACUCUCACCAACAAUCGAAGAAACCAGGAUCUCAAUAACCUCAUCAAAGUGAAUCCUGCAGUAAUCGGAAGCAGUCAGAGCCAAAACUUGGACAAUCUUAUUAAAGUGAAACCUUCAGCUCUCAGAAACACAGAGCGAGACCAAGACCUGGAAAAGUUAAUUGAAGUAAAUUCCAAUUCUAAAAAUAAGAAUGGAAGGCUAGACAGCCAAGUCAAUGGAUCUACUGAUGCUUUAAACCACCAGUCCGCUGGAACCCCUGCCUAUUCUUACGAAGCCAGGAAGAAUCUCAGCUCCAGUGCUAAAACCAGGCACGCAGGACCAAAGGAUACUCUUGUGUACACAAUGACAUACAUGGAGAACAGUAAAUCACCAAAGGAUGGAUAUCAGGAGAAUUUCUCCGGAAAAUACAUACAAACUGUUUAUUCAACUUCAGAUAGGUCUGUCAUUGAAAGAGAUAUGUGCACUUACUGCCGAAAACCGUUGGGCAUAGAAACUAAAAUGAUUUUAGAUGAAUUACAAAUUUGCUGCCAUUCCACUUGCUUCAAGUGUGAAAUAUGCAAACGGCCUUUGGAAAACCUACAAGCAGGUGACAGCAUUUGGAUUUAUAGACAGACAAUACACUGCGAACCUUGCUACUCUAAAGUUGUGGCAAAGUGGAUUCAAUAAUUCUGACACAUGGACAUCAAGAUGAAAGCACUCAUUAAGGAAUUAAAAUUUUUAUUUUAAGAGUAUAUACUCGAAAAGCUUUUAACCCAAAGAAUGACUCUUGUAUAGAAUUAAUAAUUCUGCUAUUGCCUAAAUAAUCUAAUUGCCUUCAAUAAGAUCAUAUACAUAAAGGGAACCAUCUGGUAUCUAGCUAGAUUUAGUGAUCAAAAAUUCAAGUGGUUCCAAUUACCAAUGUGAAAGGAAUGAUGCUUCUGAUGGCAGUGAGCAUUGUCAACCUUAACCAGGUCCAUCUCUGCUUCAUAUUUAGGCUGUGUGCUAUGGUUUCCAUUAUAGACAAGUUCCUCAUUUUCUCACCUUUGUUUCCCCAAGAAUUUGGGUUUACGGAUGUUAUUGACAUCCUGACAAACUGUCAAGGAAGCAAGAUAUGUUUUCUUCAUGUGCAAAAGAAAUAUUGAAGGAAAUUUUCUUAUGAAGUUUAGCAAA
Diceros bicornis minor is the source of this 2845-nucleotide messenger RNA. RefSeq names its product sciellin (gene SCEL). NCBI's taxonomy places the organism in Eukaryota, Metazoa, Chordata, Mammalia, Perissodactyla, Rhinocerotidae. Bases 146 to 2362 code for a protein of 738 amino acids. Gene Ontology annotation, biological process: epidermis development. The transcript is spliced from 35 exons. Gene Ontology annotation, cellular component: cytoplasm. The record is from RefSeq and is a predicted model, not a curated record.